AUGGCCCUCGACAUCACAGGGAAGACUGCCCUGGUCACCGGCGGCGCAUCCGGAAUCGGCCGCGAAUUCGUCAAGAAGCUGGUAGCUGGAGGUUGUAAUGUCACCAUUGCUGAUUUAAAUCCUGGUCCAGACGAUAAUGGAGUCGGUGAUACUGCGUCAACCGCACUUACUCCUGGCCAGACCAUGUUUGUUCAGACCGACGUUACAAACUGGACAGAGCUGCAGAAUGCAUUCGACAAGACGAUCGAGCAGUUCGGGCGCCUUGACAUCGUCUGUCCUAGUGCUGGUGUAUUCGAGCCACCAUCCUCAAACUUCUGGCACUUCAACAAGGGAACCGACACAAACGCAUCAUCCAGUUUCAAAACCCUCGACAUCAACAUUACCCACCCCAUCCGCGCGACCCAGCUCGCCAUCAACUCAUUCCAGCGCCAAAAGCUCAACCAUGGCGCCGUAGUCCUAAUAUCCUCUAUCUCAGCACAAGCCGCCGUCCUCCCCGCCCCGAUGUACGCAGCAAGCAAGCAUGCAAUCUCAGGCUUCGUGCGCUCCCUCGCAAACCUCGAACCUCGUCUUAAUAUCCGCGUGAAUGCCGUUGCGCCGGGGUGCGUGAAGACACCGCUGUGGACGGCUGAUAAGCUAGCGUGGGUGGAUGAAGACGUGGAUACAUGGGUGACCGCUGAGCAAGUGGCGCAGACGAUGCUUGACCUUGUGACGAAGGCGGAGAAUGUGGGCGGGACGGUUCUGGAGGUUGGUGUUGAUGAGGUCCGGUCUGUCCAGGAGCUGAAUGAUCCUGGCCCUAAGGGCCGUGGACAUACAGUACACAACAUUGCUGGGGGUGUGACGAAUGUUUAUGGGCUUAUUGAGCAGAAUUUUGGGGUUUGA
Aspergillus puulaauensis is the source of this 879-nucleotide messenger RNA. RefSeq lists its product as uncharacterized. Gene Ontology annotation, cellular component: cytoplasm. NCBI's taxonomy places the organism in Eukaryota, Fungi, Ascomycota, Eurotiomycetes, Eurotiales, Aspergillaceae. Gene Ontology annotation, molecular function: oxidoreductase activity, acting on the CH-OH group of donors, NAD or NADP as acceptor. The transcript has 2 exons. The record is from RefSeq and is a predicted model, not a curated record. Bases 1 to 879 code for a protein of 292 amino acids.